This is a messenger RNA of Trichomycterus rosablanca, 3056 nucleotides long. It is a transcript of the gene chdh, whose product is annotated as choline dehydrogenase. Gene Ontology annotation, cellular component: mitochondrial inner membrane. The record is from RefSeq and is a predicted model, not a curated record. Lineage: Eukaryota; Metazoa; Chordata; Actinopteri; Siluriformes; Trichomycteridae. The transcript is spliced from 8 exons. The coding region runs from base 193 to 1992 and encodes 599 amino acids. Gene Ontology annotation, molecular function: choline dehydrogenase activity; flavin adenine dinucleotide binding.
AAAAGCAAAUCCUACAGGGAACGGUGGCUGAUGUGAGCGUGCCAUUCGGGCUGUCAUUGAAACACAAUUGCUGCUUGGUGUAACUAAGCUGCUUUUGGAUGUUUUAGAUGUAAAGGGGGGCUGAAACGGCCUAGUAACAAAGCAAUCAUCUUGGAUGUUUAGGUCAUAAAGGAUUCUGUUAGCUUCCUCAACAUGGUUCGUCCCCUCUUGUUUGCAAGGCAUGCUCUACGCCUUGGCAAGUAUGCCAGCAAGGCAGCCUUACCACAUUCCCAAUGCAGCCCAGUUGCCUGCUAUAGCACUACCUCAGUCAGUCAGAAGGACCCCAGUUACAGUUAUGUAAUCGUGGGAGCGGGCUCAGCAGGAUGCGUACUGGCCAACCGCUUAUCAGAGAACUCAUCUGAGUCUGUUCUCCUUAUUGAGGCAGGCCCCAAGGACAUGCUGCUUGGGUGUACCCGUCUGUCAUGGAAGAUCCAUAUGCCAGCGGCACUCACCUACAAUCUGUGCAAUGAUAAGUACAACUGGUAUUAUCACACGUUGCCCCAGGCAGGAAUGAACGAACGGGUAAUGUACUGGCCUCGAGGACGUGUCUGGGGUGGCUCGUCCUCACUAAAUGCCAUGGUCUACAUCCGUGGACAUGCCGAGGACUACAACCGCUGGCACAUGGAGGGUGCUGAGGGCUGGGACUAUGAGCACUGUCUCCCAUAUUUUCGUAAAGCACAGACCCAUGAAUUGGGAGCAGACAGGUAUCGGGGUGGCAGUGGACCCCUGCAUGUUUCCCGUGGCAAAACAGAUCACCCUUUGCAUCAUGCAUUUAUUGAGGCUGCUCAACAAGCUGGGUACCCCUUUACUAAUGACAUGAAUGGAUACCAGCAGGACGGCGUUGGCUGGAUGGAUAUGACCAUUCACAAAGGCAAGAGAUGGAGCACAGCAAGUGCAUACCUAAGGCCUGCUUUGUCCAGAAACAACCUGAAGGCAGAGGUCCGAUGCCUUGUCACACGCAUACUGUUCGACGGGACUCGAGCUGUAGGAAUUGAAUACCAGCAGAACGGGGAGACGAAAAAGGUAUAUGCUGAAAAAGAGGUCAUUCUUAGUGGUGGGGCUAUUAAUUCCCCACAACUACUCAUGCUCUCUGGAGUGGGAAAUGCUGAUGACUUGCGCAAAUUAGAAAUCCCCAUCGUUCAGCAUCUACCAGGUGUGGGCAGCAAUCUUCAGGAUCAUUUGGAACUUUAUGUCCAGCAGCAGUGUCUCCAGCCUAUCACUCUGCUUAAAGCCCAGGAACCAUUUCACAUGGUUAAGAUCGGCCUCGAAUGGCUGCUGCGCUUCACAGGCUAUGGUGCCACGGCUCACCUGGAGAGUGGUGGUUUUAUUCGCAGUCGCCCUGGCGUCACUCAUCCCGACAUUCAGUUCCACUUCUUGCCAUCUCAGGUUAUUGAUCACGGCCGUGUCAGCCCCACAAUAGAGGCCUAUCAGGUUCAUGUUGGACCAAUGAGGAGUACAAGUGUAGGGUGGUUAAAACUGAAGAGCAGGAACCCCCUUGAUCAUCCUUUGAUUGAACCCAAGUAUCUCUCCACUGACAUUGAUGUAUGGGAGUUCAGACAGUGUGUGAAGCUGUCUCGGGAAAUCUUUGCUCUGCCAGCCUUUGAGCCGUUCCGUGGUAAGGAGCUUCAGCCUGGCCCCUCUGUCAACACUGACGCUGAGAUCGACGCUUUCGUGCGACAGAAAGCCGACAGCGCCUACCACCCCUCCUGCACCUGCAAGAUGGGCCGAGCCUCGGACCCCAUGGCUGUCGUGGACCCAGAGACUCGUGUGCAUGGCCUACAGGGCAUUAGAGUUGUGGAUGCAUCCAUUAUGCCCAGCAUAGUCAGUGGCAACCUGAAUGCCCCCACUAUCAUGCUUGCUGAGAAAGCUGCUGAUGCAAUCAAAGGGAUUCCUUCACUUCGAGACCAAGGAGUCCCUGUUUACCAGCCAAAAAGUCUUGAGACACAGAGAUGAGUGAGCUUGCAAAGAAAGCGGGAGGAUAUUGGGUAGGGUUGGGCGGUAUGACGAUAUUACCGUAUUCAAAAAUGGUGACGGUAUUCAAAAAUGGUGACGGUAUAUUUUAAAUGUGAAGCGGCGAAUUUCUGCUUCAGGUUUACCUUGAAAAGUAAGUGAGGGAGGGGUGGGAGGGGUAGGCGGUUGGAGCUCGCUGAUUGGCUGUGGGGUGCUUACUGGUGAUAACACAGAGAGACGAGUGAAGAGCCACACUGGCUAGCGUUAGCUGUGAGCUAACAAGUAGAAACUGAAAAACGGCUCGUCUUUUAAUUUUUCAAAAUCAACAUUUUUUAUCAGUUCAGCCGGAAAUGAACACAAGCGCGUGCAUGCGCGGACAUGUACUUAUUUACUAAAUAUAUCUUCAGUGUAAAUCGAGCACAAGUGUUGAGAAAAAGGAGCAAACAGUAAUAAUAACGUUACGCCCAAUCCGCUGUUCUGACUCUUGUCUGCCAUAGAUUUUCCUGCCUAUGUAAGAACUAUUUUUUCCUAAAUAAAAGCGCUAUAUUAAGAAAAAAGAACGUCUCACCUGUCGUGUAAUGUGAAUUAUAAAAUUUAUUGUCUGGCCCUUUAAGAAAGUUAAGCGUAGGGAGCGAGUGUGUAGGGAAUAGAUCGGAUUUGUACCGUUUCUGUGCUCGUGUUUUGCACUGAGCUUGUGUGACAUGUAAAGUAGCGUUCUCGUUAACCACUCAAAUGUUUGGACUUUGAAUUAUUUUAACAUUACUUUACAUCACCGUCAUCGCAACAUGAACAUUUACAUUCAUAUUUUUUGUUACGGUAUAGAACUUAAUUCUGGAUUACAGGCAUAACUAAUCGUACACGUUCAUACACUUUUAAGAAAUUUCUGUAACUAUAAACUAAGCAGUUAACUUUUGAAAUAUAUUGAAGUGUUUAGCCUGCUAUUAUUCUGUUUUGUGUGGGCAGAGAGAGAUUACAAUGCCAAAAUGUUGUGUGUUAAUGUUUGUGUUAAAGUGUAAUUGAUACACAUGCAUUUAUACUUAUGCGUAUUUAUUAUAGAUCAGAUAAGA